GACGCGGACACGGUGCUCCGCGAGCUCCGGGAGAAGCGCCUCGCGCAGAUGAAGCAGGCGCAGGCGGAGAAGCUCGAGAACCUGGGCAAGGGCCACGGCCGCUACCACGAGAUCUGCCAGGACGACUUCCUGAACGACGUCCUCAAGUCGCGGCACACGCUCGUCCACUUCUACCACCGCGACUUCGAGAACUGCAAGGUCAUGCACCACCACCUCGAGAAGCUCGCGCCGCGCCACGUCGAGUGCAAGAUGAUGAAGCUCGACGCGGACAAGGCGCCCUUCUUCGUCCAGAAGCUCCAGGUCCAGGUCAUGCCCACGGUCGUCAUCUUCAAGGACGGCGUCGCGACGGCGCGCCUCGUCGGCUUCGACGGGCUCACGGAGGGCCUCGCGCCGGGGAAGGAGAACGAGUUCCGCACGGACGCGCUCGAGUCGUGGCUCGCGCGCGCGGGCUGCAUCGAGUACGAGGCCACG
Molecule: messenger RNA, 471 nt
Organism: Aureococcus anophagefferens
Lineage: Eukaryota; Pelagophyceae; Pelagomonadales; Pelagomonadaceae
Exons: 1
Cellular component (GO): cytoplasm
Source: RefSeq, a predicted model, not a curated record